AUGCUUGUUGAACUUUUGCCAUUUUGGACGAAAUACUGGUACCAUGUGCUAAUCAUUAUUAUACUUUACAAUUUUUUAAAAUUAUUUUACGCAGUAUCGAAAAAAGGCGUCAUUUUUAUUGAAAAUAGUAAACAUAAUUUUAACAAUGUAGAUAAUACCGUGGAGCAGUUAGAAGAUAUUAAUAAAGAAACAUUAGAAGAUAGUGAGGAACCUGUACUACCAAAAGAUUUAGAACAUAUUUCAUAUGAAUUUAGGAGACUCUCUGAAGUAGAAUUACUCUGUCGAGCUUCUGAAUUUUAUAAAAUAGUAGCUGCUAGAAGAACUAUAAGAUUUUUCAGUUCUGACCCUGUACCAAAAGAAGUCAUACAUGAGAUAAUUAAAGCUGCAGGCACUGCGCCUAGUGGUGCGCAUACAGAACCAUGGACAUUCGUAGCGGUAUCAAAUCAAAAGGUAAAAGAACAAAUAAGAUAUAUUGUUGAAAGGGAAGAAGAAAUAAAUUAUAAAAAAAGAAUGGGAGUAAAGUGGACAACCGAUUUACUUCCAUUGAAAACAAAUUGGAUUAAAGAGUACCUGACUACCGCUCCUUAUUUAGUGCUUGUGUUUAAACAAACUUAUGGAAUUUUACCCAAUGGAAAAAAGAAAAUUCAUUAUUACAAUGAAAUGAGCACAUCUAUUGCUUGUGGUAUUCUCAUCACCGCUAUACAGUUUGCAGGUUUGGUAACUCUGACUUCUACUCCUUUAAAUUGUGGACCUGCUAUCCGCAACCUUCUUGACCGUCCUCCUAAUGAGAAGCUUGUUGUACUACUGCCAGUUGGUUAUCCAGCAAAGGAUGCUACAGUGCCUGCCCUUCAGCGAAAAUCUCUAUCUGAUAUUUUAAUAGAAAUUGAUUGA
Habropoda laboriosa is the source of this 891-nucleotide messenger RNA. It is a transcript of the gene Iyd, whose product is annotated as iodotyrosine deiodinase 1. The transcript is spliced from 4 exons. Gene Ontology annotation, molecular function: oxidoreductase activity. Bases 1 to 891 code for a protein of 296 amino acids. NCBI's taxonomy places the organism in Eukaryota, Metazoa, Arthropoda, Insecta, Hymenoptera, Apidae. The record is from RefSeq and is a predicted model, not a curated record.